Molecule: messenger RNA, 5927 nt
Organism: Poeciliopsis prolifica (blackstripe livebearer)
Lineage: Eukaryota; Metazoa; Chordata; Actinopteri; Cyprinodontiformes; Poeciliidae
Gene: kcnab2a
Product: potassium voltage-gated channel subfamily A regulatory beta subunit 2a
Exons: 14
Coding region: 764-1960 (398 amino acids)
Biological process (GO): regulation of potassium ion transmembrane transport; potassium ion transport; regulation of action potential
Cellular component (GO): membrane; extrinsic component of cytoplasmic side of plasma membrane; cytoplasm
Molecular function (GO): voltage-gated potassium channel activity; potassium channel regulator activity; transmembrane transporter binding
Source: RefSeq, a predicted model, not a curated record
CCCUCCCCCGCUCCCUCCAUCUCUCCUCCCAUCCCUCGCGCUCCGUGCCGUUUUAUGCCGACCACAAGGCACACAGAUGUAAGUUUAAUCCAGGCAACAGUAAAAGCUGGGAAUUGAAUCCUUCUUCUUUCUUUCUUUCUUUUUUAAUUUUUUUACUGAGAUGCAACUGUAAUCAGAAGAAUUUUCAUCAGUCAGUGCUGCUGUAAAGAUGGACUUGGAGAUGAAAACCUGCUGCUGGAAUUGUGUGGCGUGUUUUAUUCUCUCCAUCAUCUCUUUGUGUGGAUCUAGUCGUUGCCACUCUUAAGGCUUGGCUACAAGAGUUUUGUUGUUUAUUUUUCUUUUAGAGAAAGCUGCAGGACUGCGACAGUUUUCCUUCAUCUUCACAUUAAACAGAAGGACUAUUGAAUGAAUCAAGAAGAACAGUUUUUGUUUUUCACAUUUAAUUGGACUUCAUGUUUCUAAAUCAGAUUGCAGUUUUGCUUGAACCCUGCUCAGAGGAAAAAGCAACAAUGUAGUCCAGAGGUUUGGACUUUCUGGGACAGGAUUUCCACCUGAUCAGUGAUCCGUCACUCUUUGUGAGCAAAAACCGUGGAGGGAUUACUGACGAUCUCACAGCGUUCGCCUCGAUUUGGAGCAUCUUUCAGACUCAAUUAGUACACAUUCUUGGGAGAGUCCUCACGCUCGCUUCCUUGGGGGGGUUUUUUCAAUUCUUAUUCAGAGGAGACUUCAAUAAGAGAAGACUUUAAUUUAGCCAGAAGCCAGGAUGCAGGUGUCAUUAGUGUGCACAGAUCACCGUGGGGGGGUGAGCCGCAACACAGAGGACCGGCUGAACCGUCAGAAUGCCAACAGCCCCAGCACAGGAACCCGCAGCAAGUUCAGAGCGGUGGCGAUGGUGGCUCGCAGUCUUGGGCAACUCUCAGUUCAGAGUGUGCCCUCCUCCAGCGAGCAAAGUGUGAAGACUGGCAUGAAGUAUAGAAACCUUGGAAAGUCUGGCCUGCGGGUGUCCUGCCUUGGAUUAGGAACAUGGGUGACAUUCGGUGGACAGAUAACAGAUGAGAUGGCAGAGCAGCUGAUGACUCUGGCCUAUGAAAAUGGCAUCAAUCUGUUUGACACAGCGGAGGUCUACGCUGCUGGGAAGGCUGAGGUGGUUCUCGGGAACAUCAUAAAGAAGAAAGGAUGGAGACGCUCCAGUCUGGUGAUAACAACGAAGAUCUUCUGGGGCGGAAAAGCCGAGACUGAAAGAGGUUUAUCUCGAAAACACAUUAUAGAAGGUUUAAAAGCCUCUUUAGAAAGACUGCAGCUAGACUACGUUGAUGUGGUUUUCGCCAACAGACCCGACCCCAACACUCCUAUGGAAGAAACUGUAAGAGCGAUGACCCAUGUGAUAAACCAAGGUAUGGCCAUGUACUGGGGGACAUCCCGCUGGAGCCCAAUGGAAAUAAUGGAGGCGUACUCUGUGGCGCGGCAGUUUAACCAGAUUCCUCCUAUAUGCGAGCAGGCAGAGUACCACAUGUUCCAGAGGGAGAAAGUGGAGGUGCAGCUGCCUGAGCUUUUCCAUAAGAUAGGUGUGGGCGCCAUGACAUGGUCUCCGCUGGCCUGUGGGAUCAUCUCAGGGAAAUACGACGGCAGGGUGCCUCCGUACUCUCGGGCGUCUCUGAAGGGCUACCAGUGGUUGAAGGACAAGAUCUUGAGCGAGGAGGGCCGGCGUCAGCAGGCGAAGUUGAAAGAGCUGCAGGCAAUCGCGGAGCGGCUGGGCUGCACACUGCCCCAACUCGCAAUCGCGUGGUGCCUACGGAACGAGGGGGUGAGCUCUGUCCUUUUAGGGGCGUCCAACACCGACCAGCUGAUGGAGAACAUAGGAGCGAUCCAGGUUCUUCCAAAGUUGUCGUCGUCCAUCACCCACGAGGUGGACAGCAUCCUGGGGAACAAGCCGUACAGUAAAAAGGACUACCGGUCCUAACGGGCCCGACGGCCCCGCCCAGCAGGGCUGCACCCGGCCUGCAGCCGCAGCGCCCCACCUUUGCCUGAUCCUCUGUUUGCUUGAGCUUUUACUGAGUGAGACCCUGGCGCAUGAGUCUGGCCUCACCAAGGCCACGCAGGGCACCUCAUUUAGAGUUACAGAGAUAAGAAAAAGUGGGAAUAAAUCGAGUCACCUUCACGGGACGGGACGGGAUUAACAGAGAAAAACAGAACAGUAAGAGAGGUUAGGGAUAUGCGCUCAUAAGUAAAUCAGUUAUACAUCCUAUUCAGCGGAACGUACUUUAAAAUCAUAGAGAAAAUUAAGGAAAAACAUCUUUUUUAAAAAAUAAAUAAGCACAUGCUUGCUUGGCAGCCAGAUUUUCUUUCCUUUUCUUUUUUUUUUUUAAAUCUUUUUCUAAAACUGAAUGCAACUAAAAAAUAUAUAUAUAAAGUUGAUACUGUACGAAUAUACGGGAAUUGCUGUUGCACAUGUACCAUAGCCAUGCAUUGUUCCCGAGACGUUCUGUUUACAAACACGUGUGUACUGUAAAAGUCCGUCAAAGUUUCUCUGUAGGAACGUUUGUGUUGUCGACGUCAGCAGCCCCCUCCAGGGCUUCAACAAUCAGCACUUUAGUACCGUCAGUAACGCUGUUGGAGUGGGUCGAUUUAAAGAAGAGAGAGCAUGGGUGUUAGCAGUCCUAUGUCACAACCAUUGCACUAUAGAUUCAUGUCGCCUGUCCUCUUCCUACGUUUUCCCACUGACAGUACGCUCGUUCAACCUGACGCAUCGAAGCUCCUGCUCUCCAACAGGAGCUGCACUCGUCUGCAUCACUGUGUCCCUGCGCCCCCCGCUUACCCCCCAUCAGAUCCGCCCCUGUCUUAGAGCCAACACAGGGAGCGAGCACCAAAACCUGUCUUUGGUCAAGUUCUGUUCAAGUAUUUGCCUUAUUUCCAGUUGCGUCGUACUGUGCUUCGGGCUUCAGCGUAGGUAGGCGGCCCUCCACUUCGGCUGGCUGCCCAACCGCCACCCCCACCCACUGUGUCCCCAGCUAAGGCUCGACUGGUGGGAGUGGGAGGAAGGAGGCACGUGUCCAGUUAAUCAGUGGGCGGCGGCAGCUCAGGGAACGAAGAAGGUGGUUUCAUGUGUGCGUUGGUGUGCGUUUGGGAGGUUGUAACAAAUAGUCUUUAGUGUUUAUUUCAUUGUUUUUUUUUGUUUUUUUUUUUUAGCAUGGCUCGAGCCAAAGAUCUUCUUCAUCUCUUUUUAGCUGACACACUUUCACUUCCUGCAAGGUUUUUGAGUCAUCUUUAAGCAUGUGCUGUCCGGCUUGGUAUACCUAUUUAUGGGAUGGACUUUACUUCAUAUUAAUCUUUACCUGACCAAACUCUUAAAGUGGUUAUCAAUACGCCCUUCAUAUGCAGAAUGCGUUAAGUAGUGCGGCUCGGUGCUUUUGGGUCGGUGAGGUUCGGUUAAAGCAGCAGACAACCCGAUCACACAGACUCAGUGCAGAUGUCAUCGCUGUUUGUCCUUUGGGUGCUCUCUUACCGCGACUGAAGCACAAGCAGAUCGCAUGUGACACUUCUGCCAACGGGAGGAACAAGAUGACGCUUCUCAGCUUAGAAAAAUUGUGUACAUAAAUCUUUGCAGCUCAUAAACUGUUAGCAGAAAACAGCAAAAGAAUAAAACAACAAACAGUGCAGAUAAAAAAAAUAAAAAGUUCACAUUAGCGAUAAUCAUAGAGAUGUUAGAGCCUCUCAGCUACAGUUGAGGGGAUAAUCAGAGUGGAUGAGAUGCAACUUUCUUUUCUUUGAGUGUCUAAUAAACUGAUGUAAGGUGUGUGUGUGUGUGCGUGUGUGUGUGUGUGUGUAGCAGCAGGGGACAAAUAAUCCAACCCUGCUCUUUAGCCUGCUGUAAUAAUUGAUCCACGUUUUAGUCCAAUUUGUCGUAUCUUCUGUCUGAGUAAAUAAAACAGGCGAAAGCCCACGCUGUUUUCUCUGGAAAAAAAAAAAGGAUUAAGUAGAUUUGUUUGUGGAGUUUCUGUGUCUUGAUGUUUUCAUCUGCAGGGAGGGAAGAAAAAGUCUGAGACUUUAAAAGGGACAAUGUGACAUUUCAGGAAAUUAAAGAACAAAAAAAAACAUUUAUUUUCUUUCUUGUUGAAAAGUGAGACUGACACCACUUUAAUAUUUUCUGCUAAACUUGACCGUCAGCUUAGCCCAACAUAAAGACUGGAUCCCAGGAGAGAACAGCUGGUUUAUCUCUCUUACAGAAGAGAGAGAUAAUUAAAGCUCCUUAAUUAAUGCAUCAGUCUGUUUCAUCCACAGAAUAAAAGAGCACUGAAAACACUACCUGAAGUCUGAGGCUAUUGUUCAAGAUAAAUGUAAUAUUAUACAAGGCCGGGUUGUGUAAUAAAAUGUAGGAAUAUUAUCCUUUUUAGAGGUUUCUACUCUCAGUCAAUCUGCAGAACCUCAGAUCUUGUCCAAAGGGUGUCAAUAUUUUCUACGUUUAUUCUCAGAACAGAGUUAAAGGAGGUGAGUGUGUUCUGAAUGUAGCUUCCUGCUGAGAUAGAGAAAUAAAAUAUUACCAGCUGUUUGAACAGAAGUCGUCAAGUUUCCCAAACAGAGAUCAGAAUCCAAAGUUCACACAUAGUAAAAUUAAAUUUGAUUAUAGGCAAUACUUAAUAAAGUUUUACUGUACAAAUGUGCAGAGGGACAAAUUGAUUCUGAGCCAUUUAGCACCGAAUCUGAUCAAAACCAAACUAUAAAACGGGAAACUCACAGCUCAAUGUGAGGCUGAGGGCUGUAAGGACGGCCCGCGACGUUUACAGUUCUCAGAACAAACCAGUAGAAACUAAAGGGCUUAUACAGAUAUAAUUCUUGCAGUUCUGAUGGUUUACUUCAUUUGAGCCCACUAACCUCUAUUAAUAAAUAAAUAAUGUGAGUGUCGAGUUUGUACAUUUUCCUGCAGCAAGCAAACUCCUAGAGGUCACUGGUCUGGUUUGCACUUUUAUGAACAGAGUCAGUAAGAAGAAAAUAUUAUUCUGCCUCCGGACUCCUUGAUUCUUUGUGACACAGCUUUUUUUUUUUUUUUUUUGUGCAUUGAGUUAGAGUGAAAACCCAAAUUUCAGAUUAAUUUUCUGAUCUUAUUUUUGGAGGGAACCACAUUGAUGCAUUAAUUGGUGCUUUUCUAGUUAAUCUAAUCCAGUAUUAUCCUCAGUUUAGCAUCAACUCCAGAGAGGUCAGAGUGGUGUCCAUCUUCUUUUGCCAAGAACUAAAGUAAACAUGUUUCAGUAAUUGUUUGUUUUCCUUUGAACUGCAAAGCUGUGCAUCUUAAUGGCCCAUUGCUGUUACUCCUAAAUGGACAUUGUCGGAAUAACUUCAUGUUUGAAGCCUGUGUGUGUGUGUGUGUGUGUAUGGGUGCGUGGAUAAGUGUGUGUGGUACCCUCAUCUGUGCAGGGAAAAUUAAUGCUUUAAGUGUUCCUAGUUUGAUCAUGUUUCCUGUUCUGACAGUUUGUAAAAGAUCCAUGAAUGGGCGGAGCUUAAGUCAAACAGAGAAUAUAUUUUUAUGUUUUAGCCUUUAAUGCCAUAGAGAAAGUUAUAAGAGCUGUAAUUUUUUAUUUUCCAUCAUGCUGCAUUACGCUGUCAGUAUUGUAUGGAGUUAAAAAGAAAAAAAAACUGACCAAAACAAAGAAUUUGUGUUGCGUGGGCAUUUUGAGGAAUGCUCUAAUGCAGCAUUGUACUGAAUUUGCUCUGAAGACGACGCGCUGGGAGCCUGGUACCUUCUGUACAUACUCUGAUCUUUGUGUACAUACUUCUGGUUGUGAUCACCUCUGCCUUUUUCUCUUUUUAUUUAGAGUUUUUUUCUUUUUCGCAGGCGUUGCUAGCUGCACUGUGCUUGAAUCUGAAACUUAGACAGGAUGUACAGCUUUGAUCUUUAAAUGAAGUAAUGAUAAAAGAUACGAAUGGUAAGCCAA